GGAACACCCUGCCUGUCAGACUCCAAGAGAGGUGCUCUAGAAGAGAUGACUGCAAACAUGAUGAUGCUCAGGCUGUGUGGACUCCUUCUUAUAUGCUCAAGCUCAACAAUAACAGGUGCUAAAGUAGACAUCAUCUCUGGUGACUCAGAUCUGCUGGUGGGAAGCAGCACAUUGCUCUUGUGCAAAGCGGAUUCAGAGGGAGAAAUUAGAUGGUUGAAAGAUAAUGAAGAUGUUGAUGAAGAUCGCCAUACAGUCGAGAAAAUUGAUGAAUCCUCGAGUAAACUGAUCUUGAAAAACGUUGAAUUAGAUGACGCUGGAAUAUAUACCUGCGAGUUUGAAGAUGAUCACGGCCCAAAGAAGAGUAACUACCAGAUCUACGUCUACCAAACACCGGACUUUGGCAACACACGGACAUACCAUGAAUUUCUGGUGAACCAGACAGUGACCAUUCCCUGCGUGGUGUCCGGGAAGCCUGCGGUGGAGGUCUUCUGGUUUCGGAACAAUCGCAUCGUGAAUGAUGACGGUAGGGGGGAUGGACAUGCUGCAGGUCCUUCUGCUCUUUUAUGUGGACGAGGUCAUCUCAGAAUCCUGCCAGAUAGGUCUCUGCAGAUUCUGGGAAUUCAGCAAGAAGACCGUGGAACCUACACUUGUGAAGGCAGGAUCCAGGGACGCCCCAUAGUAAGGGACCUCCAGAUCUCUGUUGUUGUUAAUGAGCCACCAACUGUCCUGAUUAAUCAGAAGGGAAUGAAGGUUUCUGCCGGACCAAACACCACUGUGUCUAUAGCCUGCCUGGUCAAAGGAGUACCCACUCCAAACAUUUCAUGGAUAUUCCCUUCCCCUUCUGAUGUCUCCCGUUACAAAUUCAACUCUGAUAAGAGCGAGCUCACCAUCUCUGCAGUGACCAGGAGUGAUUUUGGAGAGUAUGUCUGCAUAGCUACCAAUAAGAUCGGGGAAAACAGCGCCACGUUUAUUCUGGAAGUCUCAGAGCAUCCAGCUGUAGUUUUGGAUCAAACCAAGCUGACAGUUAUUCCAGGAGAAGCUGUAUCUGUGAACUGCAAUGCCACGGGACAUCCAACUCCAACCGUACAGUGGUUCAGGAAGACUACCAGAGAAAAAAUGAUGAAUGUGGAGGGAUCUGAGCUGAUUAUUGAAAAUGUAAUGCCCUCUGAUGGUGGCUUCUACUCCUGCAUAGCCAGCAAUACAGUGGGAACAACCUCUGAGGACUUCCAGCUGAUAACCUGGCCUGGGACACCCACUAAGUUCAGUGUGGCCCCGGGGCCCUCAUCUUCUGUCCUCAUCCAGAGUCCCUCGGUGCUGGAUGGAGGGUCCUCCAUUACCCAGUACAUCCUUCAGUGGAAGAAACCGUCUGAAGACACCUGGAGUGAAAGCCUUGUCAAGCCCACAGAUCCCCUGGUGAUCACGGGCCUUGAGCCGUACACAGAGUACUCCAUUCGCUUUGCCGCCAAAAACUCUCACUACCAGGGAAACUUCUCCACCGAACACAAGAUCUUCUCACAGUCCCAACAUGGGGAACCCGACAGCCCCAUUCUGUCUCUGAGUGAGAAAAAGCUGGACACAAACUCAGUCUACAUCCCUAUUAAACAGCUGAAAGAUGGAGACUCUCCUAUCCUGCGCUACAUCGUACGCUACAAAGAGAACCAUGAAAAAGAGGAAUGGACUAAAAAAGAAAUUCCUGGAAACUCCACCAAAAUCCAUCUGAAAAACCUCCAGUACAAUGCUAACUAUCAAAUGGAAGUUUCUGCAGUAAACCACAAUGGCUCCUCCAGGACUUCCACAGUUAACUUCACCGUCCCACAACCUGUCAGUCAGCCAGCGUUAGGGAAAGCAGGUGUGGUGGGAAUUGUAAUGGUCAUCUUCUUGGUGCUGAUGGUAUCAGUAGAUGCUUUCUGUUGCUACACCAAUCACUGCGGCCUGCUUAAUUUCCUCGCUCGUAAACUAUUUGGACAUAAAGUUUCAGAGUCUAAAGAGAUGGAUGUAGAGGCCAAUAAAUCCAUUAGAGACGUGAAGCUGAGCGGGAUAACACUACCACGAGGCAGCAUCCCAAAGCUUCAGUCAUCCAAUGGGGCAGUGAAUGACAAUCAUUCAGAAGUCACGUGUGACAAAGCGCCUCUUACCAAAUUCGAGAAGAAACCAGAAUCUGGUGACCCAGCAGCAGAGGCUUAGAUGAAGAUACUAUACACAACACAAUGCUAUGAAAACAUUGAACACUUCAAUGGCCAACAUGGCUCAACCAAUAGUGUGAGUUUCGGGGCGGGACAAUCUGUUUGUCUGACCAAUGACAGAUGCGGGAGUGUUUGCGAAACCUGUUUGAAAGAUAUAAAACUUCAUACAUGAUAUACUUCACAUUUAAGUGAUGCAGUCUGAAACAAAUAUGCAAACAUCAGAAAGGACGACUGUUAUUUGCAGGAAAACAUUCAAGUCCCGUGUGAUUUGGAUUAUGUUUGUUCUUAAAAAUGUGAUUGUACUAAUUGUAGGAUGUAAAGGAAUAUAUGAUUGUGAUCCAGCACUGUAAAUACUGUACGUGACAAAUGCUGCUUGAGCUGAAUGUAGUUCAGUAGUGAGCAGAUAAAAGCAAAAUGCAGCUAAGUUGAAUAUGAUGUUGACAUGUUAAAGUAUAUUACUGACACAAUGGGAGCAUAAUAUCAUAGCAUAAUAACAUCACUUAUGUUAAUUUAUUGCACAUUUAACAUAUGCUUGUAGCUUGUAUAAAAUCUUGAUUAAAGGAAUAGGUGAAAGAAAGAGUGUCCAAUGGACUUGGUAAGACAUGAAUUUUCCCUUUUAUGUGAACAAUAAUAACUUAAACAAAAGAAAAAAAAAAAACUUUUAAUAUAGAUAUAACUGUGCAUUUUAUUUGUUCCAACUUGUUUUUCAACAUUGCAUUUCAUUUAUUUCAUAAAUGCACCAUGUUUGAAUUUUUUGGUCAAGUGAUGUUUAAUGUGGAUGUAAAUACAGAUGCAUGCAAAAAGAUGUACAUAUAGAUUUACUAAUUUUAUUUUAUCUUCUCUGUACAUUGUAUACAUUUAUUUGCAGCUAUAGACAUUUAAUUCUUUUGAAUAAAAAGAGAGAAAUUUCAACAA
Molecule: messenger RNA, 3098 nt
Organism: Carassius auratus (goldfish)
Lineage: Eukaryota; Metazoa; Chordata; Actinopteri; Cypriniformes; Cyprinidae
Product: neural cell adhesion molecule 1-like
Exons: 17
Coding region: 46-2184 (712 amino acids)
Biological process (GO): homophilic cell-cell adhesion
Cellular component (GO): plasma membrane; neuron projection
Molecular function (GO): protein binding
Source: RefSeq, a predicted model, not a curated record